CAUGUCUUUGCUGCCCUCAGCCCCGCCGCCACCGCCGCCGCCGCCUCCCCCGCCGCCGCAGCACCAGCACCAGCAGCAGCCGCCCCGCCGCCGCCGCCGCCGUCGCCGCCCGGACCCCGGCGCGCUGAAUGCAGACUAAUAGGGAUGCCAAAGGAAAAAUAUGAUCCUCCAGAUCCUCGCAGAAUUUAUACCAUCAUGUCAGCAGAGGAGGUAGCCAAUGGGAAAAAAUCUCACUGGGCAGAAUUAGAAAUCUCGGGUAGAGUGCGGAGCUUAAGUACGUCACUUUGGUCAUUGACACACUUGACAGCACUGCACCUAAAUGACAAUUACCUUAGUCGCAUUCCACCUGAUAUUGCCAAGCUUCAUAAUCUGGUUUACCUGGAUCUGUCAUCCAAUAAACUCAGAAGUUUACCAGCAGAACUAGGAAACAUGGUGUCUCUCAGGGAAUUGCUUUUAAAUAACAAUCUGUUACGGGUUUUGCCUUAUGAACUUGGUCGGCUCUUCCAGCUACAAACUCUAGGUUUGAAAGGCAAUCCUUUAUCACAGGAUAUUCUCAAUUUAUACCAGGACCCAGAUGGAACCCGAAAGCUACUGAACUUCAUGCUUGACAAUCUUGCAGUUCAUCCAGAGCAGCUUCCUCCGAGGCCAUGGAUUACAUUAAAAGAACGAGACCAAAUUCUGCCAUCAGCAUCAUUCACGGUUAUGUGUUACAAUGUGUUAUGUGAUAAAUACGCCACCCGGCAGCUAUAUGGCUAUUGCCCGUCCUGGGCAUUAAACUGGGAAUACAGGAAAAAGGGAAUUAUGGAAGAAAUUGUUAACUGUGAUGCAGAUAUCAUUAGUCUUCAGGAAGUGGAAACAGAGCAAUACUUCACUCUCUUUCUGCCAGCAUUGAAGGAGCGUGGAUAUGAUGGGUUUUUUUCUCCAAAGUCACGUGCCAAAAUCAUGUCUGAGCAGGAGAGAAAGCAUGUGGACGGUUGUGCAAUAUUCUUCAAAACAGAAAAAUUUACUUUGGUGCAGAAGCAUACAGUGGAAUUUAACCAAGUGGCAAUGGCUAAUUCAGAUGGAUCCGAAGCUAUGCUGAACAGAGUGAUGACAAAAGAUAAUAUUGGUGUCGCUGUGGUAUUAGAGGUCCACAAAGAACUAUUUGGAACAGGUAUGAAGCCUAUUCAUGCUGCAGACAAACAGCUGCUUAUAGUGGCAAAUGCCCACAUGCAUUGGGACCCAGAGUAUUCUGAUGUGAAACUUAUCCAGACCAUGAUGUUUGUCUCAGAGGUUAAAAACAUUCUGGAGAAAGCCUCUAGUAGGCCUGGCAGCCCAACUGCAGAUCCCAAUUCCAUCCCGCUGGUGCUAUGUGCAGAUCUUAACUCAUUGCCAGAUUCAGGUGUCGUGGAAUAUUUAAGCAAUGGAGGAGUAGCUGACAACCAUAAAGACUUCAAGGAACUAAGGUACAAUGAGUGUCUUAUGAACUUCAGCUGCAAUGGAAAGAAUGGAAGCUCAGAAGGGAGAAUCACACAUGGCUUCCAACUGAAGAGCGCCUAUGAAAAUAACUUGAUGCCUUACACCAAUUACACCUUUGAUUUCAAAGGCGUGAUUGACUACAUUUUCUAUUCCAAGACUCAUAUGAACGUGCUUGGUGUCCUGGGGCCUUUAGAUCCUCAAUGGCUGGUUGAGAACAACAUCACUGGGUGUCCACACCCUCACAUCCCUUCAGACCACUUCUCACUGUUAACACAACUUGAACUCCACCCUCCACUUCUGCCUCUUGUCAAUGGUGUUCACUUGCCUAAUCGGAGGUAGUGGAGUACUGCCCCGCAAAGACGGGGGGAUCUGUUGCUAUGGACCUGUACAGUUGUAAAUCAAAGUAUGUAGGAGUGAAGUAUGGCCAUCCUUAAGCUGCUUCUUCAGGUUCCUUUCAUUAUGUGUUUGCUCUAAGAUUUUGUACAUUUUUGUGCAUAUUGGUAUCAUUUGGCACUAGGGCUGGAACCAAAGUAUUACUUCCAAAUUUUUAAUUUAACAUGUUUUUAAAUUGGACCUUUUCAUAUUAUCUUAGAGUCAGCAUUUGUAAUUAAUAAAUCACCAAUUCAAGGCCCAACAAGUGUAUUUGUUUUUCCAAAACAAAUACUUUCUUUUGAAUGGUUUCAAAUCAACCAUUUUUGUAAAAGGCAAUUAAAAAGAACUAUAUAAAUACAUUUUAAACUGAAUGAUGGCAUGCCUUGCAGGAAAAAUUUCUUGGAUUUCUGUUUUCCAUUAUAACAAACUGGUUUUUGACUCCCCAAGUCUUUUGCACAUUAACAAAGCACUUAAAUUUGCUAGAUCUGUACAUAAACGAUGAUAUAGCCUUUAACCAUAAUAAGAAAAAUUGAGAAAUUAAAGGUGGUUGCACAAUAUGCUUUCAAAAUCAAGCAUUUAACAGUACAUGACAGUUGGGCAAGUGCUGGUUAUUUUUUUUGUUUUGUUUUGAAGAAUCACUCUGUAUUUUGUUCCUCUAUUAGUUGUAACCUUAUUAGAAGUAUUAAUUUUAAGCCUUUCUCUCCAGUUUAUUUAUUGGGGAACAGUGGGUAAUUUCUACUGCCACACAUCUUGAAAAUAGAAUUUUUUUACAUUUAGGAUGCCCACAAAAUUAGUGUCCAGUAUUUUUAAUUAUUCCCAUCCACCUUUUUCUGCCUGGUUGUGCUAAAGAAACAGAUACACGAUUUUUGCAGUUAUAGUCAAAUGUUAAAAAACAAAAAAAAACCAGAACAACUGCUGAAUGAAAAGACCCUGAUCAAAGUUUUAAAAGGGAAAAGUGAUACAAAUAUUACAUGUGUUUCCCAAAGUAGGGCAAGUGUCUGCUGGUUUUGGCUUUUUGAGGUGGAAAAGAUUUUGGAGGGAGAGAGAACAGGGAGUAGUUGAAAACCUCAGAUCAUUUUUCCUGACUCUAGUUGCCAAAUGGCCAUUAUAUGCUUUUAAUCUUUGUUUCUGUUGUCUGUCAGGGUUGAAUUAAGAAGCUACUGGUUUAUUCCCAACUGUUGAUGCUCUUUAGAAACUUUGGAAUCCUUUUUUUGCCCAGGAGGGGCCAGUUGAAAAUCUGUGACUCAAGAGGCAGUGAACGUAAUAACCGUUUUCUGGGGGAAAAAAUUGGUUGGCUACUUGAUGUUAAUUAUGGCACAGUAACAGGAAAAGGUUGUGUCUGUGUUUUUAAGUUUUUCUUUAUUCUGCUUUUUUGCUGCUAUAAGAGUUUUCUGAAAUUUAUAUUUUAAACUUUUCAUGCACUUUACUGUUUCUAGUCUCAAAAUGUGAUAUUUUUAAUAAACAAGAAAUUUUCCAUUAUGUGAAUGAAAUUUUAAAAGAAAAUAGCCUAUAUUUGUGUCUCACUAAUAUAUAAAGUACAGGUCAAAUUUAAAUUAUUUAAUUAGUUUUAAAUAUAUACAAUUUGUCUCCUCUUUCAAACCUGACAUCGUAGGCUGUUUUAUUAGUCUUAAAUGAUGCAUUUCCUUUGGUCAUUUAAUUUCUUCCAUAGUAAAUUAAUCAGGCUAUAUGAUAGUUCCCCUGGAGGGUAAUUUUAGUGGGACGAGGGUGGUGGGAUGAUGUAAUGUCGUAUAUGGGAUCGCAUCAGAAGGGUUCUGUAAAGCCUAAACUCCCUUUUAAAAGUGCCUAGUGAUAGAGGCGUUGUUUGUCAUCUUUUAUAAUUGGAAUGUAAUUGUAGUUGAGUGAAGUUUGAUGUAAAUAAAAUAUUCUUUUAAAAAUGGUAAAGUACCAGAAUAAACAAACA
Messenger RNA from Acinonyx jubatus (cheetah), 3751 nucleotides. It is a transcript of the gene CNOT6L, whose product is annotated as CCR4-NOT transcription complex subunit 6 like. The record is from RefSeq and is a predicted model, not a curated record. Gene Ontology annotation, molecular function: poly(A)-specific ribonuclease activity; protein binding. Gene Ontology annotation, cellular component: cytoplasm; nucleus; CCR4-NOT complex. Bases 145 to 1797 code for a protein of 550 amino acids. The transcript has 12 exons. Lineage: Eukaryota; Metazoa; Chordata; Mammalia; Carnivora; Felidae. Gene Ontology annotation, biological process: nuclear-transcribed mRNA poly(A) tail shortening.